This is a messenger RNA of Candidozyma auris, 1104 nucleotides long. RefSeq names its product putative GTPase (gene MTG1). Bases 1 to 1104 code for a protein of 367 amino acids. Gene Ontology annotation, cellular component: mitochondrion. Lineage: Eukaryota; Fungi; Ascomycota; Pichiomycetes; Serinales; Metschnikowiaceae. The transcript has a single exon. The record is from RefSeq and is a predicted model, not a curated record. Gene Ontology annotation, molecular function: GTP binding; GTPase activity.
AUGUCAUUUGUACCCAGAAGAGUCUUUCCGGAUUAUAGACUAAUACUUUCAAACUUCAAAGGACAUCAUCAGAAAGCUCUCACGCGGUUUAGCUAUUUAGCCCCGCAAGUUGACCUAGUGCUUGAGGUGAGAGACUCCAGAGCACCUAUCUCCACAACUAAUGUGUUGUUUGAUAAGGUGCUAGCGAGAAAAGAGAAGAUAGUUCUCUACUCCAAGAAAGAUCUUUCAGUCUUGAAACCAGAUCUACAAAAGAGGUGGCAUGGUGAUGAGAAAUUUCUCUUUGUGGAUGCCAGGAGUAACAAAGAUGCGAGAUCGAUACUUAAGCUUCUUAAGGAGAAAUACGAAACAAUGUACCCGCCGCCUCCACUCGGACUUCGGACAAUGAUCAUCGGUAUGCCAAACGUGGGCAAGUCUACUUUGGUCAAUACUCUCCGUUCCGUGGGAUACGUCUCGCAACUACCUAAAAGUGUUUCGUCGAAGAAAAAGAAGGUUGCCAGGACUGGCGGUCAGCCCGGUGUUACCAGAAAUACAAGUGAAGUCAUACGUUUGAGUGAGGAUCCUGACAUUCUCGUUUACGAUACUCCCGGAGUUUUUCUACCUACUGUGAGGGAUAAUGAAACAAUGCUUUCGCUAGCCCUCGUUGGAUGUGUUCAUACUUCAUUUGUUGAUCCAAUAAUUUUAGCUGAUUAUCUCCUUUAUGUUCUCAAUCUUCAAAAUUCAACAGGUAAAAUGUAUAGGACCUACAUGGAUCAUCCCACAAAUGACAUCCACGAGUUGCUCUACAAUAUAGCUCUCAAGAGGAGAAAGGUCAAGAAAGAUGGAAGCUUUGAUGAGAUUGGAAUGGCGAAUUUCUGGGUUGACACCUGGAGGCAGGCCCGCGAUGGAAGAUUCAAGGGUUUAUUUGACAAGGAGGCCAUUCUCGAAAUUGAGGAUUCUGAAUUAAAGCAGAUCAUGAAGAAAGAGAAGAAUCGCGUCAAAGAGACUGGCGUGUACACCAGAAUGGUUGCAAGGUUGGGUGACGAUGGCACAGCAACGUCGUCGAACCGUAAAAGAACAGCGAAAGAUAGAGAAUUCGAUUUGCGCAAUCAACUUUUCAAAUUGUAA